AUGGGUAAGUCCUUUGACAAUGCCAUUGCAGACCACGAAUACACGAUGUUGCAGGCGCAUUUAUACCAAUGUGUCCACAACAGUCUGACGUACCUGGACGUACUGAACCAACGUCUUGGAGAAUACGACUACAAGCAUCACCUGCAUCACUCGAUCUCGACAACGUCGUUAUUUUGUGACAGUCUUGACCACGCCAAAGACGCCGUGCAAGAACUCAAGCGUGCAGCUGACUAUAUCCACAAAAGUACUGGUGCAGCCGAGGCCAAUAGGACCAUGAAACAGGCUUCCAAUGCACUGGCCGACUUGCACCAGGUGGCAAAGGCUUACGAUACAAGGCACUCGAUGUCCAGUAAACACAAUGGCAUAAAGGCAACAACCUCCGAAACGGUGGAGUGGCUUGUGAGCACAACUCGUGACGCUCAUUUCACUGGUUUUGCACGUCUGCAGAGGCAGAUUAUCAGAGUCCAGACGGCUAUCGGAGAAAUCGAGAAACCAUCGAUCAAGACACGGGCGAAAGAAGCCGUGCACAAUGUGACUUAUAAACUCGACAAGAUAAGAGCGGAGCACAAGUCAAGUCCUUAA
Molecule: messenger RNA, 582 nt
Organism: Peronospora farinosa
Lineage: Eukaryota; Oomycota; Peronosporomycetes; Peronosporales; Peronosporaceae
Source: the annotation of a GenBank genome assembly